UUUGGAGCAGAGGUUUUAAUUUUGACCACAUCUUUAUUCACAUAAAAUUCCAAUCAAUUGUCUAUUAAUUACUCGUUAAUCAAACAUUUCCACAUUCAUAAAUCUUCGCUCUCCUCCUCCACAAACACAAUCAUAAGUUAUUAUUUCUCAGCUUUCUACCGAUUACUCCCUUUUCUGCUGUGCUUCAACAAGGAAGUUGCAGUCAAACAUUGAUAUGUGAGAAGUAUAUUAGGGAGUUAGCAACUUUGUGAAGGACAUUAAAGAUGUCUUGGAUUGCUAAUCUUUCAUGUUCAAAUCCUUCACCUUCCUCAUUGUUACAAUGGGUCAAAUUCAUAUUUCUUUCUCCAUGUCCUCAAAGAGUUCUGCUUAUUUCUAUUGAUGGCAUCUUCUUGGUUACCCUAUUUGGUGUUUUUCUCUACAAUUUCAUCUAUAAGGUUGUCUUGGGAAACCGUCAAGCCUCGAGCAUUAGGAAGAACUCGGAAACUAUGAACCGAGCUCGUCUUCAGACAAAUGUUUUGUAUAAACUAUCCCUCAUUGUAACAAUUUUGUUAGCAUGUAUUUAUUUACUGAUUGCUAUCUUAGCUUUUGGUAGUAAAACUCAUGAUUUUUCUUGGAAAGUUGUGGAUGGAACAUUUGGGAUUGUUCAAGUGUUAACUUAUGUUGCAAUAGUGAUCUUGAUUGCUCAUGAGAAGAGGUUUGAGGCAGCUAAGCACCCGUUCUUGGUUCGAGUAUAUUGGGUUGCUAGCUUCUUAAUCUACACCUUGUUUGUUGCUUCGAGUUUGAUCCGUUUAAUUUCAUACAAUAAAGAUGUUGGAUUUGAUUAUUUAAGGUUGGGGGAUAUAGUGUCCUUUGUUUCUUUUGCUCUCGCGGUUGUACUUCUUGUGGUUGGGAUAAGAGGUUCAACAGGCAUAAUGGUAGCAAGACAUGAGGCAUCAUCACUAGACAAUGGAACUUCACUAAGUGAACCACUUUUAGAGAAAUCGGUUGUUAGUGGUUUUGCCAAUGCUUCAUUUAUAUCAAAGACCUUCUGGUUGUGGAUGAACCCCUUACUUAGUAAGGGAUACACAAAGCCUCUUACAGCAAAUGAUGUACCAUCCCUUUCACCACAGCAUAGAGCUGAGGUAAUGUCAGACCUGUUUGAAUCCAGGUAUCCUAAGCCACAUGAAAAGUGCCAGAACCCGGUUAGGACCACUCUUUUCAGGUGUUUUUGGAAGCAAGUUGCAUUCACAGCUUUCUUAGCAGUAAUUCGGGUUUGUGUCAUGUAUGUUGGUCCUGUACUAGUUCAGAGAUUUGUUGACUUUACUUCGGGUGUAGGAAGUUCUCCGAAUGAAGGGUAUUACCUGGUCCUCAUUCUUCUUGUUGCAAAGUUGAUAGAGGUAUUGACUUCACAUCAAUUCAACUUCAAUUCUCAGAAGCUUGGGAUGCUAAUUCGUUCGACCCUCAUCACUAAUUUGUAUAAGAAAGGGCUAAAGUUAACAUGCUCGGCAAGGCAGAAUCACGGUGUUGGACAAAUCGUGAAUUAUAUGGCUGUUGAUGCUCAGCAACUGUCUGAUAUGAUGCUGCAGCUUCAUGCUGUUUGGUUGAUGCCUCUGCAACUUUCUGUGGCAUUAGCUCUUCUCUACAACUAUCUCGGUUUAGCUACCAUUACCGCAUUUAUUGGAAUCCUUGGAGUUUUAUUGUUUGUUUUCCUUGGUACAAGAAGGAACAAUAGGUUUCAGUUCAAUUUGAUGAAGAAUCGUGACUCUCGAAUGAAAGCUACCAAUGAGAUGCUUAAUUAUAUGCGAGUGAUCAAGUUUCAAGCAUGGGAAGAGCACUUCAAUAAGAGAAUCCAAUCAUUUCGGGAUGCAGAGUAUGGUUGGCUAUCUAAGUUCCUGUAUUCUAUAGCAGGCAAUAUUGUGGUGAUGUGGUCCACUCCUGUACUGAUAUCCAGCUUCACAUUUGGCACUGCAAUCCUUUUAGGGAUCCCGCUUGAUGCAGGGACAGUAUUCACUACUACAACAAUCUUUAAGAUGUUGCAAGAGCCAAUCAGGACUUUCCCUCAGUCUAUGAUUUCAAUUUCACAGGCCAUGAUUUCCCUUAAAAGGCUUGAUGAUUUUAUGAUGAGUAGGGAAUUGGUGGAAGAGGUGGUGGAGCGAAUUGAGGGCUGCGACGGUGUGACUGCCGUACAGGUCGAAGAUGGUGUCUUUAGUUGGGAUGAUGAAAGUGGAGAAGAGGCACUGAAAGAUAUAAAUAUAGACAUAAAGAAAGGGCAGCUUGCUGCUAUUGUUGGUACUGUUGGAUCAGGAAAGUCAUCUUUGCUUGCUUCGAUCCUUGGUGAAAUGCAUAAAAUCAAAGGAAAGGCAAGAGUUUGUGGGACUACAGCUUAUGUAGCACAAACGUCGUGGAUACAAAACGGAACCAUUGAGGAGAAUAUUGUGUUUGGUUUGCCUAUGAUCAGAGAGAAAUAUAGAGAAGUUUUGAGAGUUUGCUGCUUGGAAAAGGAUAUGGAAAUGAUGGAAUUUGGGGAUCAGACUGAGAUUGGAGAACGUGGCAUUAAUCUCAGUGGUGGGCAGAAGCAACGGAUACAACUUGCUAGAGCUGUCUAUCAGGACUGUGAUAUUUAUCUGCUUGAUGAUGUUUUCAGUGCUGUUGAUGCUCAUACUGGAUCAGAAAUAUUUAAGGAAUGUGUAAGAGGAGCUCUAAAGAAUAAAACAAUAAUACUUGUAACCCAUCAAGUGGACUUUUUGCAUAAUGUUGACCUUAUCAUGGUCAUGAGAGAUGGUAUGAUUGUGCAAGCAGGAAAAUACGACAAUCUUUUAGAAGCAGGCACAGAUUUCAAUGCACUUGUAGCUGCCCAUGAUACAUCUAUGGAACUUGUUGAAGCAGGCAAUAACACGGAGCUUCCAGAAGAUUCUCCACAGCAACAGAAAUCUCCUAGAGAACCUACUCACAGCGAAGGUAAUGGUGUGAGCAAUUCAUUGCAAAGAUCUAAGUCAGAUGCAACACAGAAAUCAGAAAAGGGAGAUGCUAAGCUCAUAAAGGAGGAAGAAAGAGAAACUGGAAAAGUCAGUUUACGUGUAUACAAGGAUUACUGCACAGAGGCUUUUGGAUGGUGGGGUGUAGUUAUGGCUUUGAUGUUGUCUUUGCUGUGGCAAGCCACUGUAAUGGCUGGUGAUUACUGGCUCGCUUAUGAAACUUCUGCAAAACAUGCCUCUAUCUUCAACGCUUCUUUCUUUAUCAGUAUUUAUUCUAUGAUCGCUAUGGUUUCUGUUGUGUUAGUCCUUGCAAGAUCCUUCUUUAUCACAUUGUUUGGGCUGAAGACUGCCCAGAUUUUCUUCUCUCGUAUUCUUCACAGUAUUCUUCAUGCUCCCAUGUCAUUUUUUGAUACUACUCCUUCAGGAAGAAUUUUAAGUCGGGCAUCCAGCGAUCAGACCAAUGUUGACGUGUUUGUGCCUUUUGUUUUGAACCUUACAAUUGCAAUGUACAUCACACUGCUUAGCAUCAUCAUUAUCACUUGCCAGUAUGCUUGGCCAACUGUGUUCCUCUUGAUUCCGCUAGGGUGGCUAAAUUUAUGGUACAGGGGAUAUUAUCUUGCAACAUCACGUGAAUUAACUCGCCUUGAUUCUAUCACAAAAGCACCUGUGAUCCAUCACUUCUCAGAAAGCAUUUCUGGCUUCAUGACAAUUCGUUGCUUCAGGAAGCAGGAUAAAUUUAUUCAAGAAAAUGUGAAUCGGGUUAACGCAAACUUAUGCAUGGAUUUUCACAACAAUGGAUCAAAUGAAUGGUUAGGUUUCCGUUUGGAACUGCUUGGGAGUUUGCUGCUGUGUUCAUCAGCCCUAUGUAUGAUCCUGUUGCCUAGCAGUAUCAUUCGACCAGAGAAUGUUGGUUUGUCGCUAUCGUAUGGAUUGUCCCUCAACUCUGUGCUGUUCUGGGCUAUGUAUACCAGCUGCUUUGUAGAAAAUAGAAUGGUUUCAGUUGAGAGAAUAAAGCAGUUCACUGGAAUCCAAUCUGAAGCUGCAUGGACUAUCAAGGACCGCCUUCCUCCUCCAAAUUGGCCAACCAAAGGCAACGUUGAGCUCAAGGACUUGCAGGUCAGAUAUAGGUCCAACACCCCUCUUGUACUGAAGGGGAUAACAUUAAACAUCCGAGGAGGAGAGAAAAUAGGCAUUGUUGGACGAACUGGGAGUGGAAAAUCAACUCUUAUUCAAGUGUUCUUUAGGCUUGUUGAGCCUUCAGCUGGGAAAAUUAUCAUUGAUGAUAUUGAUAUUUCAAUGUUAGGUCUUCAUGAUCUUAGGUCUCGAUUUGGUAUUAUUCCUCAAGAGCCUGUUCUCUUUGAAGGUACUGUACGGAGCAACAUCGACCCCAUUGGUCAAUACUCAGAGGAGGAAAUCUGGAAGAGCCUUGAACGUUGCCAACUUAAAGAUGUAGUGGCUUCCAAACCCGAAAAACUUGAAGCUCCUGUGGCUGAUGAUGGAGAAAACUGGAGUGUAGGGCAAAGACAACUUCUUUGUCUAGGUCGUGUGAUGUUAAAGAAAAGCCGGCUUUUGUUUAUGGAUGAGGCAACUGCUUCUGUAGAUUCUCAAACUGAUGCAGUGAUUCAAAGGAUCAUUAGGGAAGACUUUGCGGCUUGUACAAUCAUCAGCAUUGCUCAUAGGAUACCCACAGUUAUGGAUUGUGAUAGAGUUCUUGUUGUAGAUGCAGGAAAAGCAAAAGAAUUUGAUUCACCAGCAAGGUUGCUCGAGAGGCCAUCACUUUUUGGAGCAUUGGUACAAGAAUAUGCAAACCGGUCAUCUGGUCUGUAGACUGUAGUCUCAGUCUGAAGUCUCUACUACAGCCAUGCAUAUAUCUUCGCUGUGAAGGCGAAUCUUUCAUCAUCUGAAAAUGAAUGCUUAAAAUUUUAAAAUUCUGAGAUGAUGCUGUGUCACUGCAUACAAGCAACAAGCAGCUGAUGUUUUUGAGCUUCAAGGUCUUUUGAUCAGUUUACUGCUGAGAUAACUACUAAUGAUAAACAUCUCACCAGGCCAUUUUUGUACUGAUGCUGCUUUUUUUGGGAAUGGGGAUAAAAAAUACUAAUUGUAAGGUAGUUUUGUAUUAAAAACUCUACAAUAAACAGCGUGUAUUGUGUAUUGUUAUGUACUACUGAUGUAAUAAACAGCGUGUACCUACCGCUAUGCACACAAAUAGCAUAAUUCUUUAUCUCCGUGAAAGAGAUCAAUAUAUUGUCUUUCGCGAAAA
Molecule: messenger RNA, 5214 nt
Organism: Spinacia oleracea (spinach)
Lineage: Eukaryota; Viridiplantae; Streptophyta; Magnoliopsida; Caryophyllales; Amaranthaceae
Product: ABC transporter C family member 14
Exons: 12
Coding region: 264-4781 (1505 amino acids)
Biological process (GO): transmembrane transport
Cellular component (GO): membrane
Molecular function (GO): ATP hydrolysis activity; ATP binding; ABC-type transporter activity
Source: RefSeq, a predicted model, not a curated record